AUGUCUGGUCUUGUUCUAUCUUGUCCUGAAACAACAGUCGGUCGUCCGAAUGGGGCGGAAGAUUUCUCUCAUGAACCUCCAACUGUAAGCCUCGCGGGGUCAUACUACUUCUUCAGUGGCCCUAAAAGGAGUUACGGAGUUGUUCAUAAAGAAAUCUCUUCGACCACGAAGCUUGACUUUGACCACACACAUGGAGACCGAAACUCCGAGUACAUCAUUCUCGGUCCUAGCCUUCGCUUCUUUCGAUGCAGUCGUAACUGGAAAGGAUACGUCGCUGCUCAGAAUAAUAGUGAUUUCGAAGAUUACGAAGACGUCACUGAUCUCUUUACCGAGAACGACGUCGAGCGUCCUCCAUUUCUCUACCUCGGCCCCAACAAGACUUUCUACACUCGCGUAGCCGACGGCACCGAGAAAUGGAAGCUAUCGAACGAGAUCACUUGUAAUGGCUUGCAGGUCACAUCCAACGCGGUCCGGUCUGCCGUGGAGAGUCUCUGGCUCGGUGUUGAAGGUGCAUGGGUUGCGCAGUACCGAGACACUCGCUUCAGAUUUGACCUCAAAGGUCAGUAUAAGAGCCUGGAGAAGGUCAUGCGGAAGAAGAAGGACGAAGAAGUCUCGAUCAAUGCCCUGGCGUUGAAUGUGACGGAUGGACGUUCGUAUGCUUGUGUCUUCAAUGAUGGCACUGUGGUGUAUGAGGCUGGAAGGGCGAGAUUUGAUGGCAAGGAGUUUGAGUAUUGGUGUGAGCAGAAUUUCCGGUUCACCCAGAGACUGACCUAUGCCUAA
Messenger RNA from Fusarium sp. VM40, 780 nucleotides. Lineage: Eukaryota; Fungi; Ascomycota; Sordariomycetes; Hypocreales; Nectriaceae. The record is from the annotation of a GenBank genome assembly.